Belonocnema kinseyi is the source of this 804-nucleotide messenger RNA. RefSeq lists its product as uncharacterized. The transcript has a single exon. The record is from RefSeq and is a predicted model, not a curated record. NCBI's taxonomy places the organism in Eukaryota, Metazoa, Arthropoda, Insecta, Hymenoptera, Cynipidae. The coding region runs from base 1 to 804 and encodes 267 amino acids.
AUGGCCUCCGACAAUAUCAGUUCGGAGAAUCAAAGCAAUUCGUCAAACGGACAAGUGAGUGCACAUGCGGUCGCGAUGCGCGUACCACCUUUUUGGCCGGACAAAAUUUCGCUGUGGUUCAAACAACUGGAAGCACAGUUCAGUAUUGCCGUAAUUACUCGGGACUCUACAAAGUUCAGUUAUGUGAUCGCGAAUCUCGAACCGAAAUACAUCGAGGAAAUCAAGGAUAUUAUUGAGAAUCCGCCGGAACAAGGACAAUACGAUGCCGUGAAAGCCGGUCUGAUUAAAAGAUUGUCGGAUUCCAGCAGCAUACGCGUAAGAAAAUUAUUAGAAGGGGAAGAAAUUGGUAAUCGAACGCCGUCGCAAUUUCUCCGACAUCUAAAAAGUUCAGCGGGCUCGGAUUUAAAUGAAGACUUUUUAAGAAAUUUAUGGUUGAACAGAUUACCCGUUUCGACUCAGCACGUUUUAGCACCGAUGACGGAAAAAUCUUUAACGGCAAUGGCUGAGAUGGCCGAUCGGAUCCAUGAAAUUCGACCCGAAAAAGGCAAAAUAGCGAAAUUAGUAAAGGACCGCGAGGACGAGGUCGAUCGAGAGGAAGAAGUCAGUCGCGCGGCCGAAAUGCAUCUCGAAGUCGCGAACCGGGUUCAGAUGAUCUGUGCUGGUAUCACUAUAAAUUCGAUGAUAAAGCAACGAAGUGUCGCAAACCAUGCACUUGGAAGGUCGCGGGAAACGAAAAGAACCAUCAUUGAUAGCGGCGAUCAACGAUGGUCCCAGCAGAACUCGUCGCAUUUUCGUGACAGAUAA